AGCCUGUAACUGUCAUUGAUGUGGUUCUUCACCAGUUACAAUCGUUCCUGCUGAUUUCCCAUCAAGAAACAAACUGGCAGGAGAAAAGAGACUGGAAAACUUGAGAUUUAAAAAAAUGGAAGAGCCUGAAUCCACUCACGUUGAAGUCUUCCUCCAAAUCAAAUCAUGUUGAAGCAGGGUUCUUCCAAAUCAGCCUGGGAGCAGCGGGGCCAUCCGGGAGAUAACAAUGCAAAAUGAUCUGAGCAGAGACACAGUAUGUUCAGAUGUGCUUUGCCUGCGCUUCAGGAGGUUUUCCUACCAGGAUGGCAAAGGGCCCCGGGAUGUUUGCAGCCGACUCCACAUGCUUUGUCAUCAGUGGCUCAAACCUGAAAGGCAUACAAAGACUCAGAUCGUGGACCUGGUCAUCCUGGAGCAAUUCUUGGCUCUCCUGCCCCCAGAGAUGGAGAGCUGGGUCCGAGAGUGUGGGGCAGAGUCCACUUCCCAGGCAGUGGCCCUGGCUGAGGGUUUCCUCCUGAGCCAGGCAGAGGAGGAGAAGAAUCAGGAAGCAGAGCAGAUGAAAAGAAUGUCAGGCAAGGCAGCUGGUGGAUUUCCUGAGAUAGAGGAAGCUGAACAGAAGGACUUCUCAUUGAAGGGUGAUGAAAGGAGCCCACGUCCUUCUUCGAGACCUUCCCCUGAUGGAGUGGAAAAGACCGCCCUAAAGCCAGAUCCGCGACCCUGUAUCCCAGUGUGCAUUGCCUGUGAUCGUACAGAUGCCAUUGGGAAGCAUCAUUCCUUGUCACUGUUCGUUGUCUUAGUCUAUUACUCUAUACGAUGA
Pogona vitticeps (central bearded dragon) is the source of this 814-nucleotide messenger RNA. The record is from RefSeq and is a predicted model, not a curated record. NCBI's taxonomy places the organism in Eukaryota, Metazoa, Chordata, Lepidosauria, Squamata, Agamidae.